CUAAGUGGGGAGGAAAAGGCCGAUCCGCGAUGGCUCUGCACGUAUUGUAAAGUAGUUCAUGUCUCCAAGCGUUUGCUCGCAGUUGUAGCUAUGGCGUGUUUAAGUUCGAGUAGGCUUUGUGCUCGUGUUCAGGAUAAGUUUAUGUGUCAAUUCGGACCUAAAGUUCGAAGACAGACUGUAUUUGUGAAACUUAAACCUCCCGGACCAUCUCCAUUGCGGAUAUUUGGAAAGACUUGUCAGCGAGUAACGACAUGCGGCCCAGCCUGCGGGUCAGCCGGCUCGGGGGCCGUGGCCGGCGCAGCGCGGCGGCUGGCCUCCAGUCUACAGAGCACGAGCACCGGUUCACUUCCCGACUACGGCACACAGAUCGUCGAUCCUUAUCGUCUAUUAGAAGACGACCUAAACGGCAUAUACGAGGAUAUACGAUCAGAAUUGGAACGCAACACAAACCAGCCAGAAUUAAACACCAUAGCUACAUACUACUUCGACGGACAAGGCAAGGCGCUAAGGCCCAUGGUGGCGAUAUUAAUGGCGAGAGCGGUCAACUACCACGUAUAUGGAGAAAAUAGUGCACUGCUGCCAUCGCAGAGGCAAGUGGCCAUGAUCAGCGAGAUGAUCCACUCGGCGUCGCUGAUCCACGACGACGUCAUCGACCAGAGCGACUUCCGACGCGGAAAGCCCUCAGUCAACGUGCUCUGGAACCACAAGAAGGUGGCGAUGGCCGGCGACUUCAUCCUCGCCGUGGCGUCGAUGAUGAUAGCUCGCUUGCGCAGCGACGAGGUCACACUUGUACUCAGCCAGGUGGUCACAGAUUUGGUCCAAGGCGAGUUCAUGCAGCUAGGCAGCAAAGAGACAGAGAACGAGCGGUUUGCGCACUACCUCACCAAAACAUACAGAAAGACAGCCUCGCUAAUCGCAAACUCAGUCAAAGCGGUGGCGCUGCUGAGCGGCGCGGACGAGCGCGCGUGCGAGCUGGCGUUCCAGUACGGGCGCAACCUGGGCCUGUCGUUCCAGCUGGUGGACGACCUGCUGGACUUCGUGUCGUCCGCGCAGGCUAUGGGCAAGCCCACCGCCGCCGACCUGCGCCUGGGGCUGGCCACCGCGCCCGUGCUCUUUGCGUGCGAAAAGUACCCCGAGCUGAACCCGAUGAUAAUGAGGCGGUUCCAAGAGGCGGGCGACGUGGAGAAGGCCUUCGAGCUCGUGCACAAGUCACGCGGCCUGGAGCAGACGCGAUUCCUGGCGCGCAAGCACGGCGUGGAGGCGGCGCGCCUGGCCGCCGAGCUCGCCGACUCGCCCUACCAGAAGGGGCUCGUCGUCACCACCGACCUCGUGCUCAACAGGAUCAAGUAGCCCCGCCCGCCUCACGCGGAGGUAAGGACUUAGUGCGCGAUUUGCACGGACGUUUCUCCCUCAGUUUGGCAUCAGUUCAGUGAUCGGUCCACGAUGUUCUAUUGGGCAAUCGACGCUGUUUAAUCCUGACUUUCAUUCUGCGAUAACAUCUUAGCACUAAACUUUGACAGCUACAGCGCCUCUAAUUGGUUGACGCUCUCUCACCAUUGACUAGAAUACAUAUUUGCUGUAAGAAUGCUAUAAAUUCAGCCAAUUACCAUUACGAUCAUCGCAACGAGACAAUCACAACUUCGCGACCUGGGGUCUAGCUCUUGAUAGACUGAUUAUUUUUAUCAAUUCUUGUAACUGACCGCCAUUUUUGAAGCGACAAUAUCUACAUAGAUAUUGUCGCUACGCGAAUUUAUUUCCACUUUUUUAAAUGCAUACGUAUGAGAUUUGCCUAUUUGGAGUUUUAUAAUAGCUUUACUGAUUAUUAUCUGAACAGAUUUAAGAUUAUUUCAUCUUUGUACAUCUCACCAGCGUUGAUAGAAUCUUCAAGUGUCGAAAUACAAUAAUUUUACAGAAAAAAAUUACCUAAACGUCCUGGAUUCAAAGUAAAUUCAGUGCCACCGAUUUUAAUUUCGCCAAGUCUCCGCUUAGAGCGCUGAUUGUAAAUGUAUACUUGAACUUGAGCUUUAAAACACGGUAAAUAAAGUAGAUUUUGCUUUAACGCUAAACUAAAAUCUCACACUAAGCACACAGAAUGAAGUCCUUAGUUUCAUCGUGAUGAACAACGCGAUCUGAAGUGAUGCCCAACUGAACGUGUAACGUCCGUUUUAGGAGAAAGUCAAAGUUUUAAAUACGAUUCGCAGUUGAGAGACGUUACAUCUGAAAUAAUCUUUAUGGACUAUGUGGUGCUAAUUCGGUUGUACAUGAAUAAAUUUAAAAUGUGACAAAAUUAAAUUGAUCUUUUCCUAAUCGAAAAAGUUGGCGAGCAGUAAGUAUACAUUAAUGAAAUAACAGUGAGGAGUUUUUUGGGUUCAAUUUAGUUAAAGUUUGCGUAUACAACCGAAUUAGCAACGUUGUAGAUUAAGCGUCUGAACUAAUUUUAUUGUUAUCUCUAGUAAAGACAUUUGUCUUUUUCAUAAGAUGAUAAACUAAGUUGCGUACAUCACACAUCCACGGUAAAAUGUUAUACGUUUGAAAACAAAUCAGGAUUCGUUAAUAUGGUUACAGGCUGGUGUAAGUCCUGGUAUUCCAGUAAAGUAGGGUAAAAGACGUGGAAGUUAUAUAGCAUGCAACAAAAAAAUAUUUAUUGGCUUUUAUGUGGAUUCGGACGCUAUAUAGUCCAAAUAAUGUUUGUUGAAAACUUUGAGAAUUAAGUGAAGAAACUUUUAUUAAAUGUUAUAGUUAGGCCGUUGUCGUACUAUAAUCUCGAUACAAAACUGUACAGUACUUAAAUCACUAUCGAAAGGCAUCCACAGUUCUAAGGACUACUUAUUUUCCAAUGGGACUUUUUGGGAGGUCUUAAACUCUUAACGAACAACUUCAAGGUACUUUCAAGGUCCUAUAUAACGAAGCUGGUAUAUGAACUUCCAAGUACUUUAGAAGUGUAUACACCUAUCACACGCAUAGCCUUUUAAGGUUCAAACGACGAAGUACAGAAUUAUGGAUACCUUUUUGAAGGUAAAGUGAAACUGAAAAUUAUAUUAAAUUUUGAUUUAUGUGAGUGUUUGAAAUAGCUAGAGACUAUCCUGUGUGUGUCUAUAGAAUAUUGUGUAAUUUGUGUGUGCAUGUAUGUGUGUGUGUGAGAGAGUGAAAUGGAAUAUAAGAAGAGGUUUGAAUGUAAAUAUUUCACGUCAAGUGCAAACAUCAAUAUUGUUCGAUAUCGGGCAACUGUAAGCGCACUUGACGCUAAAUCCAUCAUGAAAUAAAUGUUUUAUUUAUUUAACGUAUAAUUUUCUUAUAAUUUUGUGACGUACUAUUUCUUACUUUUUUAUGUGACCUGAUUUAUUUUAAGUUUUCUUUGAAUUCCAUGUUCAACGUUAACUAUCUUUAAGAACAGUACGGAAAAGCCACUAUAUAGUAGAUUAAGCGUGUAUGUGACCAUUCGUUACCAAAUACCGCUGUACAUAAGUAUGUACAUCAUGUGCUCAAAUAUUAAAUAAAUUACAGGUCUACUUGAGCAUAGUAGGCGAAAAUUGUAUAUACGAUUAUGUUAGUUUUAUAUCUUCGUACUAUUCUGUCUGCAAUGUUGUCCAAUUAUUCUUAAUUGAUGUGUGACAGCACAGUAAUUAUUUCUAUGAUCCAUUGCGAAAUUUGUAACGCGGUUUCCAUUCAAUAUUUGGCUGCAAAUCGUCAAAUGCUGUACUUUUUUCUUUGUAAAUACUUCGAGUCAUUGGUUAAGUUACCCGUGUUAAAAUCUUCAAAACCAAUUACCUCAAUUUCUUUACGGCCAAUCAUUCGAUCUAUCUGUAAAUUGUAACUUGUCGGUGUGUAACUCAGCAACGCUGUAUUUUGUGAAAAAAUUCCAUAUAAUUUUUAACUAAUAACAACGUUGCUAAGUAACUUAUUGACAGAUUACAGAUAGAUUGAUUAUUUCGGCCGUAAGUAGACACGUGCGUAUUAGGGGUGUAUCUGCAUACUCGUGUGGACUUACGUAGUAUUAAAUCGUUAGUUCUGUACGAACACGCACAACGUUAUUCAGACGAAAUUGUAAACGAAGUCUUUAGUAUCAAAAUUAAAUUAAAGCAGUUAAAUAAUAAGCUAUUACUUGUAAAUAAUAGAGAUAUAUUAGGUAUUCAGAAUUACUUAAAAAAAAAGUAUGAUCAAGGUAUAAAAAUAAUUUUGUGUAAUAUGUAAUAUUAGUUAAAGAAGAGGCACUUAUUGGAUCAGCAGAUAACUUUGAAAAUAUGAUUCUUUCUGAUAUUGAGUAUGUAUUAGAUGACUCGAUUGGCGGCACUGUAUGCCAAGCAUUAAAGUUGUUUGCUGAUAGUAAUGAAGCAUUAAAGAGCCAGACGCAAUGAUUAAAGAUUCAAGAGUUCUUUAUGAAAUAAAUAUUUUUAAUAGAUAAAAUAAGUGAACAGCUAAAGCAGGUAGGUAAUUCUCUGUAUUAAAAGUUUAUCAAGUAGUAGUUUUGUUUACAAGAGAAGUUUUCUUAGCGUGCAACCCAGCGCUAUCAAUACAUGGGUAGUUUGGUUCCCAUUUAAAUAUUAUCCAGUCACGUUCUAGAAAUAAAUUAUAUCUUUGAUUUGCGAGAUUUCCAUAAAAAUGUGUAGUUUCAAAGCAACAUGAGUUUAAAGAUUUGUAUGUAGAUCUUUGAGCCCUUGAAACUUUAAAACUAAGAAGUAAGUACAUAAUAUUUUUACAGAAAUCUGGAAAACCACAGACACAGAUAUUAAUAAAUAAUUUGUAGAACGUGUCUAUGAAAUGAUCAUCGAGUUUGAUUGGUUAGUAUUCAAUUGAAAAUCAAACGUCGUUACUCGUUUGUUUGCAGCGCGCUACGAAUGAGCUCCUUUAAUAAGUUGGAAUAUAACAUUUUGUAUUUUUAGUCAUUGUGUCCACGAGCCUCAGAGGCUCUACGGACGUAUAUAGACAUUAUACGUUUAAAGGGAGUCAAUGAAUUUUUUUUACAUAAAAUAAUUAUGUAAUAUGUAGUCAUAUUCAUAGCUUUUAUUGUUUGUAAAUAUUAUUUUAUUUCUUUGUAAAAUGCUAAAUCACGAAUAAUAUUAUAAAUAUUAGUUACAAGAAUAUUGUUUUAUUCUUAAUAAACGUGUUUAUUUAAUCGA
Messenger RNA from Maniola jurtina (meadow brown), 5117 nucleotides. It is a transcript of the gene qless, whose product is annotated as all trans-polyprenyl-diphosphate synthase PDSS1. Gene Ontology annotation, cellular component: mitochondrion; transferase complex. Gene Ontology annotation, molecular function: prenyltransferase activity. Gene Ontology annotation, biological process: isoprenoid biosynthetic process; ubiquinone biosynthetic process. Lineage: Eukaryota; Metazoa; Arthropoda; Insecta; Lepidoptera; Nymphalidae. The transcript has 8 exons. Bases 91 to 1350 code for a protein of 419 amino acids. The record is from RefSeq and is a predicted model, not a curated record.